UAGAAGCAGGCUGGAAGCCUCCCUGUAGGCGUUAUACAGCACACGGUACGACGCGAGCAAUUCUCGGUUUUGCACUAUCCGCGCAGUGAUCUGCGCGCUGCAUUUGUCUUGAGUUAGUGCACCUGUUGCCCGUAGCGACUCAAAACCCAAGAAUGCUCGCUUCUCGCAACAUGCGCGCCAGCGGCGCCCGUGUGGCCGCGGCUCCCGCCCAGCGCGCCAUCCUGGCUGCUCGCUCCGGCCGCCGCGCCUCGGUCGCCGCUAAGGCCCAGAAGAAGGAGAUUAUGAUGUGGGAGGCUCUGCGCGAGGCCAUUGACGAGGAGAUGGAGCGCGACCCCACCGUCUGCGUGAUGGGCGAGGACGUUGGCCACUACGGUGGCUCCUACAAGUGCACGCUGGGCCUGUACAAGAAGUAUGGCGACAUGCGCGUGCUGGACACGCCCAUUUGCGAGAACGGCUUCAUGGGCAUGGGUGUGGGCGCCGCCAUGACCGGCCUGCGCCCCAUUGUGGAGGGCAUGAACAUGGGCUUCCUGCUGCUGGCCUUCAACCAGAUCUCCAACAACUGCGGCAUGCUGCACUACACCUCGGGAGGACAGUUCAAGACCCCCCUGGUCAUCCGCGGCCCCGGCGGCGUGGGUCGCCAGCUGGGCGCCGAGCACUCGCAGCGCCUGGAGUCGUACUUCCAGUCCAUCCCCGGCGUGCAGCUGGUGGCCUGCUCCACCGUGCGCAACUCCAAGGCGCUGCUCAAGGCGGCCAUCCGCAGCGACAACCCCAUCAUCUUCUUCGAGCACGUUCUGCUGUACAACGUGAAGGGCGAGGCGGGCGACAAGGACGAGGUGGCGUGCCUGGAGCGCGCCGAGGUGGUGCGGGAGGGAACCGACGUGUCCAUCUUCACCUACAGCCGCAUGCGCUAUGUGGUCAUGCAGGCCGUGAGCGAGCUGGUCAAGCAGGGCUACAACCCCGAGGUUGUUGACCUGAUCAGCCUCAAGCCCUUUGACAUGGAGACCAUCGCCAAGUCGGUGAAGAAGACGCGCAAGGUCAUCAUCGUGGAGGAGUGCAUGAAGACCGGCGGCAUCGGCGCCUCGCUGUCCGCUGUGAUCCACGAGUCGCUGUUCAACGAGCUGGACCACGAGGUGGUGCGCCUGUCCUCGCAGGACGUGCCCACCGCCUACGCCUACGAGCUGGAGGCCGCCACCAUUGUGCAGUCCUCGCAGGUGGUGGACGCCGUGCACAAGAUCGUGGGAGCCACCGCCCCCGUGCGCGCGUAAGCAGCAGCUGCGCUGCGCAGCUGCAGCUGCCGUAGCUGCCGGAGCAGCCGAAGCAGCAGCAGCACAAGCAGUUGUGUUGGCGUUGAGCGGAGAGGAAAGGAGGGAGCAGGAGGGCCGCGGAGCUGUGUGGAGGCUUGGAGGCGGCGCGAGGAGGCGCGCUUGAGGAAGCAGUCGGCAGGUGUAUCAGAUAGGAGGCAGUAGCAGCGGCAGCAGCAGCGGAGCCAGGCCGGAUGACCUUGGGCCCGCAUCUGCAUGUGGAGCUGCCCGUGGAUGAGUGGGGCGGCUCACAGCAGCAGCGGGCGCCGGCACGCGGGCCGCGGGGGGCUGUGCGCGCUGCUGCGAUGUACGAUCUCGGAUGUGUCCGGAUAGGCUCUCCAGCCCUGACAGCGGCGGGGCGGGACCGCUGACGGGCCGUGAGAGCAUGUGUGUGUGCGUGUGUGUUUCGUUGGACUUGUUGACAUUGUGGACGGGCUAACGGUGACGUGCAGCAUGAAGUGGAUUGGGGCGGCCUGGAUCCCCUCCCCACAUCAGUGAUCUGGAUGUUGGGGUGUUGGGGUGGGGGCUUUAGGGAACAUGUUGCAGCAGCCUCGGCGGGGAGCCAAUUUUGAGCCCGCACGGCCCCAUCCGGGUGCUAAUGCCGCCCCGCCGCAGCCCUCCCCCCGCUGGUGCCGCGCGGCCCCGGGCCCGUGAGAAGAAUCGCAAGUGGACGCGUGUGUGUUGGUUGAGCCGCAGUGAUCGGCCUCGAAGUGUCGAGGGGUCGGAGAUGAACGCUCGCCGUGUUUUUCAUGUCAAAUGAAACACAUGAUUAGA
Chlamydomonas reinhardtii is the source of this 2075-nucleotide messenger RNA. RefSeq lists its product as uncharacterized. Gene Ontology annotation, molecular function: pyruvate dehydrogenase (acetyl-transferring) activity. The transcript is spliced from 10 exons. The coding region runs from base 153 to 1265 and encodes 370 amino acids. Gene Ontology annotation, biological process: pyruvate decarboxylation to acetyl-CoA. The record is from RefSeq and is a predicted model, not a curated record. Lineage: Eukaryota; Viridiplantae; Chlorophyta; Chlorophyceae; Chlamydomonadales; Chlamydomonadaceae.